Ostertagia ostertagi is the source of this 717-nucleotide messenger RNA. The record is from the annotation of a GenBank genome assembly. Lineage: Eukaryota; Metazoa; Nematoda; Chromadorea; Rhabditida; Trichostrongylidae.
ACAUGCUGUGAAUGGGACCCCUUCCUAGAUCGCCUGCCCGAAUGUGCGUAUCUUUGCGUAAGAUGUCUUCGCGGCCGAAGGCCGUGCAUCGAGGACGUCCAGGCCGCGUGUAAUCUAGCUCCCCAGAAUUCAUUAGAGGUUGCACUUGUCCGGGAUUUGAUUUGCCGAGGACGUGAGUUAUCUUCGAAUGCGAUGUCUGUGCUCUCAACUAUUGGUGACGAUGAUGCAUUGAGUAUUGAACUCGAAGAGAAAGCUCAAACAGCCGUGGAAUCAGUUUUGGCAUGCGAAAUUCUCGACAUGGACAUUCUGCCCAAAGUUGUUUCUGUCAUUCAGAAGACUUGCUCAGAUAUCCUAGAGCAUCAGAGGAGCGCGUGGGUGGAAAUGAGGAGCCGGCCGACACGUUCAUCUCCAUUGCCGUCCCUUUUCGUUCGAUUAAAACGCGGAAAACGAAACUCUGGAAAGCACACGGCCAAAAAGGAACGUAAGAAGUCACGAGUCGUUUACCAUCAGGACGACGAACAGUGCUCCGCCGACACUUGUCUUAAACCGUACGGUGAAACCGUGGGAUGGAUUUUGUGCGAAGCAGGCUGCGCUCGUUGGUAUCAUUACGUCUGCAUUGGUAUGACAGCCGAAAGUGCCAAAUCCUUGCCAGCCUACAUUUGCUACCGCUGCAGCAGUACUGUGCAACAAAUUGCACAACAUCCAGUGGCUGUAUAA